Molecule: messenger RNA, 612 nt
Organism: Pichia membranifaciens NRRL Y-2026
Lineage: Eukaryota; Fungi; Ascomycota; Pichiomycetes; Pichiales; Pichiaceae
Exons: 2
Coding region: 1-612 (203 amino acids)
Biological process (GO): ubiquinone biosynthetic process
Cellular component (GO): mitochondrial inner membrane
Molecular function (GO): 3-demethoxyubiquinol 3-hydroxylase activity
Source: RefSeq, a predicted model, not a curated record
AUGAGUCGUUUAUUAGCGGGACCCACGCAUGCAGCGCUGUCUCCAGCACAGCAGGCUUAUCUCGAGCGAGUGAUCAGGGUUGACCAGGCAGGUGAGUUAGGUGCGGACUUGAUCUACGCUGGCCAGUACCUGGCGCUCUCGCACAACAAAAAGCUCAAGCCGGUGUUGAAACACAUGUGGGAUCAGGAGGUGCACCACCGGUCCACGUUCAACAGUCUGCAGGGUGAACACCGCGUGAGGCCCUCCAUCUUCACGCCGUUUUGGAAGGUGGGUGCUUUUGGAAUGGGCUUUGCCACCGGAUUCAUGAACAAGGAGGCGGCAAUGGCAUGCACAGAGGCCGUGGAGACUGUGAUUGGGAAGCACUACAAUACCCAGCUCCGCGUCCUGACAAACAACUUUGCCGACGUGAAAGAGUUUGCGGCCGACAAAUGUUCCGAUUCGAAGGAGAUUGAGCACUUGAAGGAAACCAUCAGGGUUUUCAGGGACCAGGAGUUGGAGCAUUUGGACACAGCCAUCCAACACGACUCCAAAAACGCAAGACCGUACUGGCUGCUGACCGAGACCAUAAAGGGCGUUUGCAAGACUGCAGUCUACCUCGCAGAAAGAAUAUGA